AUGUAUGACAGAUUUGCUUUGGAAGAGGAGCAUAAAAGACUAAUUAAUUCCCUCACUGAUGAGCAGAAAGCUGUUUAUGAUAAAAUUGUUUCAGCAGUUACGGCAGCAUCUAUUAGAUCAAAAGCUGGAAUUGUACUUAAUGUUGCUUCUAGCGGAAUUGCUUCCCUUCUGCUUCCUGGAGGACGAACAGCGCAUUCUAGAUUUCGUAUUCCUAUUCAAAUCAAUGAAGAUUCAACGUGUAAUAUAAGGCCGAAAUCUACUAUAGCUGAGUUGCUGUCAAAAACAAAGUUAAUCAUUUGGGAUGAAGCUCCAAUGGUACAUAGAUUUUGCUUUGAGGCUCUGUAUAGGACACUGAGAGAUGUUCUUAGAAUUUCUGAUACAAGCUGUGUUGAUAUGCCAUUUGGUGGAAAAGUUGUUGUUCUAGGAGGUGACUUUCGGCAAAUAUUACCUGUCAUUCCUUAUGGCAGCAGACAAGAUAUAGUUCAUGCAACCAUCAAUUCUUCUCAUCUAUGGUCCCAUUGUCAUUUAUUAACUUUGACCAAGAACAUGCGUCUUAAUUCUGGAAGUAGCGCUCACAAUUUAGAGGAAAUAAAAGAAUUUUCUGAGUGGAUACUUAAAGUUGGGGAUGGUAAUCUUGGAGAUGAUGUUGAUGGAGAAUCUAUUAUAACAAUUCCAGAUGAAUUGUUGAUUAGAGAAUCGAAAGAUCCGCUGUCGGAUAUGGUUAAUUUUUUUUAUCCGAAUCUCUUGGAUAAUAUUUUGGAUCAGACCUUCUUUAAAGAACGUGCUAUUCUAACUCCUAAAUUGUCCGAUGUUGCUAUGCUAAACGAGCACCUAACGUCUAUGAUUCCUGGUGAAGAAAGGACUUUUUUGAGUUCGGAUAAAAUUCUUAAGCAAGGUGGGACUUCCUCUGUUGAGGAUGAUGAAAUCACCCCUGAGAUCUUAAAUACAUUAUCAUGCUCAGGGAUUCCUGAUAAUAAAUUAAUCUUGAAAGUUAAAGUUCCAGUAAUGCUAUUAAGAAAUAUCGAUCAGUCGAGAGGUUUAUGCAAUGGCACGAGAUUGCUUAUUACAAAAUUAGGAAAUCAUGUUGUUGAGGCAAUUGGUUUGGAGAUUGCAAUCUUCGGAGGCGUCGAGAAUCAGUGUUUUGAAAGAGUUCAUAUUGUGCUGCAAAUGGAAUCAAUUAAUAACACUAUGGAUGAUGAUGCUGAAAAAUUAGACAUUGAGAUUGAAGAAGAAUCUGUAUCAGUUCAACCAUCUACAAAAAAAAGCCAAGUCAACAACAUCAGAGUGCUGGAAAUAUUUCACAAACAUAGGACCGGGCAAAGAUGGAAUUGA
Gastrolobium bilobum is the source of this 1332-nucleotide messenger RNA. RefSeq lists its product as uncharacterized. Gene Ontology annotation, biological process: telomere maintenance; DNA repair. The transcript is spliced from 4 exons. The record is from RefSeq and is a predicted model, not a curated record. Lineage: Eukaryota; Viridiplantae; Streptophyta; Magnoliopsida; Fabales; Fabaceae. Gene Ontology annotation, molecular function: DNA helicase activity. The coding region runs from base 1 to 1332 and encodes 443 amino acids.